AUGGCCAUACAAUCUGUUGAGAAUUCACUCUAUAUGUUUGUGAAUCUACAGAAUACUCUUGAUAUGGUAUCUGUUAAGUAUGAAAGCUCUGAGCCAUCAGACAUAAUUAAAGAGAGUUUGCUUGAGUCUAAGUCUGAUAAAAUAAAGUAUAAGAGCUCUCUAUUAUCAGCAGAAUCUAGCAGCAGUGAGAAUAAUCUGUCCAGCCCUGAUAUAUUAAAAUCAAGAUUGGAUCAUGAACUCUUCCUGCCCACAAAUACAGUGGAAUCAACAGAAGAAGACAAUAUACUUGCACACAAGCUGAUAUAUCUCUCUCAUAAAUGGCAAGCUGGAAAUAUUUAG
Messenger RNA from Coccidioides immitis RS, 339 nucleotides. RefSeq lists its product as uncharacterized. Lineage: Eukaryota; Fungi; Ascomycota; Eurotiomycetes; Onygenales; Onygenaceae. Bases 1 to 339 code for a protein of 112 amino acids. The record is from RefSeq and is a predicted model, not a curated record. The transcript is spliced from 4 exons.